GUUGAACGUUUCGGGUGCAAUUCCUGGUGUUGGUCCCAUAUACGGAUUUUUUAAAACAAAAAAUUGUAGUUAAGAGUGGUCUUGCUAGAUUGUUGUUUCUAGCAUUAAAGUUGGGACUUGUGUUGUUUUAUGAUCUUUUGAUUUUUGCAUUUUGAUUUUUUUUAUCUUCUAAACUCUAGAGUGGUGUUUCGUUCGAAAGGAAGACAACUGAUUCGGUUAGUCUGGGUGUGGGUUUGGUUUCUCUUUUUUGUGCGGUUAACUGGUCGGUCUUUUGUGAAGGAAAAAAUACAAGGUGAGCCGGAAUUGGUUGAAAGGGUGCUUCACGAUUUUAUUGGCGUCGUUACCAACAACAAAGUGCGUUUAAUUCAAACCGGGGGUAGUGGAGCUGGACGGAUUCCGGAGGUGUAGCUCAGGGUGCAACAUCGAAAUUGCAUUUUCGCGUUUAUCCCGUCUCUCUUGAUCCAAAGUGGGGAAACAGUCGGAUGUUAUCAAAAAGGAAGGUGAAAGAGUAACAAGCGAAAAAAGUGAUCCCAAACCGUAAUCUGCCAGCUGCGAGUAGUGUCAAUCAGGGAAGGGAUCCGACCACAGCCCCCUGAAACCGGAAGUAAAAGGAAGGCGGAACGCGAGAAAAAAAAACGCCUGGGGUUAUACACGCAUUCACCGGAAACGAGAACGUGAAACCGACAGGUGGGAUAACAACAGAAGUGUAGCGAAAAAAAUCAACAAAAAAAAACCUGUCCCGGAUUAUUAUGGAAAUACCGACCGUCAUGGAUGGAAUGCUGAAGAACUCGAUGGCCGCGACCCUGCACGACGAUCGGUCCUCGCGAAACAGCAACAGUAGCAGCUCAGGAUCAUCGUCAGUGGCACACGAAAGAAGAAAAUGUUGGACAUUACCAGGGACAAACCGAUCAAAAUAGCCGUCAGAGUUCAGGUGCCGGUCCGGGAUCAUCCAAAGUUCAACUUUGUCGGCAAACUACUUGGCCCGAAAGGAAAUUCGCUGAAGCGGCUCCAGGAAGAAACAAUGUGCAAAAUGGCUGUCCUCGGCAAAGGCUCGAUGCGGGAUCGUAAGAAGGAAGAAGAGCUGCGACUGAGUGGCGACCCACGGUACGCACAUCUGUCGGAGGAUCUGCACGUGGAAAUAUCCACCUACACUGCCCCGGCCGAGGCCCACGCACGGAUCGCCUACGCCCUCGCCGAAGUUCGGAGGUUUCUCGUUCCGGACUAUCACGACGACAUCCGACAGGAGCAAAUGUGGGAGAUGCAGGCCCUGAACUCGGUCAAGCACGCUACCAAUGGAAGUUGCAACGGUGCCAGCAACGGCCUCCUGAAUGGGUCCAGUGGGGGUGGCACAGGCGGAGGAGGAGGUGGAGGUGGCGGGGGUGGCGUCAAUUCGUGUUCUCCGACGUCCCUCAGCACCACCAAUGGCAACCUGACGACGACGGCGGCGACGCUGAAUGGCAAUGGCUGUGGUGCAGGUCUUAAUGGUGCCGAAAUGAUGCACUGCAAUGGCAACGGACUGGAAUCGAACGGCGUCGGUGGAUCAACGACGACAAACGGAACGACGACGACGACGUCCUCCUCCCAGGAUGGCCAGAAUGGAGGCCAUUUGCAUUCCCAUCAGCAACAGCAACAGCACCCACAACAAUCUCACUCAGCCCACCACCCACACCAUCAGCAUCAUCAUCAGCAGCAGCAGCAGCAACAUCAGAAUCCACAUCAGCAGUUCCUUUCUUCGGCCGCCGACGUCGUCUCUGCAGCAACCGAUAUGAGCAAUCUGAUGCCGGUGGACGUCAACAUGACAUCGGCUAAUCACUUUGUGAACUCCCUGCCAACUACCGACAUCGAAGCUCAGACGCUGGCUUUUGUGGAAUCGACGAAUGCUUUCCUGCACCCGGCACUGCGAGGCGUUAAAGCUGUCAGCUUAGCUCGGAAACGACCCCUUCUGGGUGGCCCUCGGUCCAGCAUGAACCCGACCAAACGGACCGUAAUGACCCUGAUUGCCCGAGCCCGGACAGCCCAGGCCAUGCACGGAACGAGAGCUUCUGCCCCCAUCGGAGAGCCAAUCCAGGUGAUUACAUCGCCACUAAUCCUGCAGCCCCAGCUGGAUUUGCUUCAGACUAACGGAUCCGGAAGCCAGAAGGAGAACAUCCUGCAGGGAGCUUAAAAUGGCGCUUGGGUCGGCCCGGUCCGAUGGAUAUCAUCAUCAUCAUCAUCAUCAGUGUGAAUCGGAAACCCGCGCGGCCAGCACCUGGUUUUAGAGAGAUUAAUUGUUGGACGUUCAGUCGUUCGGUUGUGUUCUAAAGUAUCUGAAUCUACAUACAUGGAGAAGAGCAUAACUUCGCGAAACUACAAGCGAUAGUAAUUAAGACCAGAGGGAAAGAAAAAAAAAACCAGAAGCUCAACUGCUACUAUAGGAGAAACUCAGUACUUUUCUGGAACCACCUACAACUACCGCUGUUAGAAUUCACCCAUAUUUACCUUACAACAAACCCAACAAACUCAACAAACCACCAACCAAGAACAUUUAAAUAACUUCCGGGGAGCAAACACACCAUCAUUUUGGAAGACAAACGAGAGCAAACACUAGAGAAACGACAACAAGAAAAAAAAACUCAUUAGAACCAUCACCCUUUAGUAAACCGGUAGACCAGCCAGAGAGAAGAACUAAGACGGAACUCUAGCUGAUGCCAUGUAAAAUGCAGCGCUGUGGGCGAGAAUGAUAAAUGAACACUGCUUUCGAUGUGUUGAUUAAGUUAAAUUAGAGGUCAUGUUUUCUACUGUAAACCAUCAUUAGUAGUUGAAUUGGAGUCUAAAUAAUAUUGAAGCUUAAGCAAACCAGUACGAUAAACACUUUCUUCUGUGGAUCGCCACAAAAUAUUAAACAAAAAUGUCACUUAAAACAAAUGUAUUCGAUAAAUAAACGUCAAAGUUCAUCAAACCGUAGAUUGUCAAAUUUUAUCGUGAAUCGAAAAAGCAAAAAAAAACAUACUAACACACUUAAACUUAAAUUAUGAUAACUGAAUAAAUCUCCGUCAAACGAACGUUGUUAGAGCAAAUUUUAAACGAAAAUAAUUAAAUCUCACCCUAGAUGACCGUAAACUAUUUCUUUUGCUAACUGUGUUUUCCAGAGGUUUCAAAGCAAAUUAAAACAAAAAUUAACAAAAUCCCCCAAUUGUAACGACCCGUGUGUACAUCUUAAAUCAAAGAAAAAGUUAACCCUUAAACACGAGAAAUCACACCAUAAUUCAACACAACGAUUUAAGAGUAAAUAUUUAAACAUGCAUAUAUACAUAUUUAAAUAAAACACAAUGCAAACAAAUGAAAUAAGAAAAAUUAACAGAUUCGCACACAUUUGAAGAAGAAUAAUAAUUAUAGAUCAUUAACAACAAACACAACCACAACAACAAAACAAACCGAAAAAAACUACAUGAGAGCAGAAUAAACCAAAGCAAAUAUCACGAAUGAAUUCUUAUAAGAUAUAUUUAAAGUUGAACUAAUGACAUCUGAACAAAGGUCGGUUAUUGAGAAUGAAUAAAGGAGAGUAUAGAAGAGAAUCAAUCACUCACUUUAAAAGUUAUAUUGAAGGAGAGAGUUUAAAUUUAAGUUUUCACUGUACUAUAACCAAUGAUCGAUUAUUUUGUAUUGAAUUCUAUUUGUUGAAAACGGGUAGUCCGAUUGAAUUGAUGAUAUUUUGGAGCGAACAACUUACCUGCGUAGAUUUUUGUAACAAACCAAAGUUGUAUUCUGUGCCGUUUUUUAUCAUCUUUAUAUCGAAUCGCUCAAAUCGAGUGUGCUAGACAUAACUCAUCGAAACUGGAACAUUGUAACGCAUGAUUGUUACGGUUGUUUGUUUAUUUUCCUACCGAUAUUCACCAAUGUUCAUUAUCGUUUUUUAUAUGAGCUGUUUUGAGAUGCAACCAAAACGAAAUAUGAGAGGAAGAGAUGAGACGGAGAAAAAAAACAAAUCAAACAAACAAGCCUGCAGUUGGGCCAAAAUAAAUUAACACAACCAACCAAUGGAAUCUUAACAAACAAAAAACUCAAUAAAUGAAUCGUUUUUAUAUAAGUAAAACUAAACUGGAUGUAAACUAACCAAAGAUGGUCGUCGAAUGAUGCAGAUUAAUAAAAGUCACCUUUCCAAUUGAA
This is a messenger RNA of Uranotaenia lowii, 4146 nucleotides long. Its product is annotated as KH domain-containing, RNA-binding, signal transduction-associated protein 2. The transcript has 11 exons. Gene Ontology annotation, biological process: regulation of alternative mRNA splicing, via spliceosome. Gene Ontology annotation, molecular function: mRNA binding. Lineage: Eukaryota; Metazoa; Arthropoda; Insecta; Diptera; Culicidae. Gene Ontology annotation, cellular component: nucleus. The record is from RefSeq and is a predicted model, not a curated record. The coding region runs from base 881 to 2164 and encodes 427 amino acids.